Messenger RNA from Malassezia vespertilionis, 2916 nucleotides. RefSeq names its product RNA-directed DNA polymerase. Gene Ontology annotation, biological process: telomere maintenance via telomerase. The transcript is spliced from 2 exons. The record is from RefSeq and is a predicted model, not a curated record. Gene Ontology annotation, cellular component: telomerase catalytic core complex. The coding region runs from base 1 to 2916 and encodes 971 amino acids. NCBI's taxonomy places the organism in Eukaryota, Fungi, Basidiomycota, Malasseziomycetes, Malasseziales, Malasseziaceae. Gene Ontology annotation, molecular function: telomeric repeat DNA binding; telomerase RNA binding.
AUGGCCGACACGGUAGUGCGUGCGAUUCUCCCACAAUACUUUCCCUCCGUGCUCACGCUCGCCGAGUACCUGGCGCAUGUGCUUCCCGCCUCGGAGCUGGGAAGCGUGCUGGCCCCGCCGCAAGGCUGCGAGGAAGAAUGGGCGCGCUUGCUGGGCGGCGCGAUGGGGGUGCAUGCACUGACCCAUGCUCCCCCACACAUGCCGCAAUGGAUGGCACAGAUGGAAGAAGAGAAUGACACAAAACGCUUUGUGGCGCUGAUACAGCACGUCCAGCGCGUGAUUCUGGCUGAAUGCAGCGCCGGCCAACGUCGCUCCGAUAUGCUUGUCCUAGGCUACCGCCGCGAUACCCAAGACACGCGCGGUAUUUCCAUGCUCUCCGGCAUCUCCAAUACCCACCCAAACACCGUCCUCGCGAGCAUGAUCACGAGCAGCGCUUGGCAGCGGCUGCUGCGCCGCGCUGGGCCGCACAUGUUCUACCACAUGCUGCUCACCACCUCGUAUUUCUACCCAUUGCGCGAUACGCACGACUGUUUCGUGCAGCUAUGGGGCGAGCCAUUGACCGAGCAGCCCUUGCCGCAGAGCCUCGGCAAGCGCGCCGCGCCGCAAAAAGCGCCGCGCCAGAAAAAGCGCAAAAUCGAGAGCGGGGACGGCUUGGAUACCAUGCUCUACUUUCGACGCAACCGCCUGUUUUAUGCGCGCGCCGUGCAUGUCUACCGCUACGGGAUUGUACUCGGGCUUCCGCCGGACCAUGUCCUGCAGAAAAAAUCGUUUUCCAUCCGCGCGCGCGUGGCGAGACUCGCGCGGAGCAUGUUUCCCAUCCAGUUCGGCCUGCCGCCGCAGUGGCAAUCGACGCGGGCAAAAGGGGCGGGGCGCACGCGGUGGCCCAUGCGGCUCAAGGCAGUUGUGCCGAUGUUGCGGACCAUGCUGCGAAAACACGAUCAAUUCCAUUAUGCUGCUGCGCUGGAAGGAUGCUGCCCAUCAAAGCUCUUUGCGAAAAACGCGCCCGCGCCAGCACACGCGCAAGGACCGCCUUUUUAUGCGUGCGCAACCUCGCACGGCCGUGUUUGCUGGUAUGUGCGCACGGCACUCCACGCCAUUCUCCCGACGGCGCUCCUCGGCUCCGAACGCAAUCGCAGCGUCCUUGUUGCGCUGGCCACGCGCCUUGUCUGUGCACGCCGCGGCGAGCGACUGCACAUGCACGAUGCCUUGCAGCAUUUCCGCACGAACGACUGCGCAUGGCUCGGCAAGGAAACACGUGUUCCUCCAUGCGAGCAGGCCAAGCGCAAAGAACUGGUGCGCGAGAUGGUCUAUUGGAUUGUGGAGCAGUUCGUGCUUCCCCUCCUCCGCACGACGUUCUAUGCUACCGAAGCGGCUGCAUUCAAGCAGCGCGUGCUCUACUUUCGCCAGGAUCUUUGGACACGGAUCAGCGCGCCGCUCGUCGAGCGUCUCCGCGAGACACUCUUUGAGCGCGUCCCGCGGCUCGGACGUGGGGAAAUUGUGAACCCCAUUCGCAUGCUCCCGAAAGAAUAUACCCUGCGCCCCAUUGUGAACUUGAAGCGGCGGACCAACGAGGGCACGCCUGUGAAUGUGCGCCUCCAGAAUGCGUUUGAUAUUAUGGCCUACGAAGCGUCGCGGCGUCCGGAAAUGUACGGAAAUGCAGUGCACGGGGCAAACGAUAUUUACGUGCGCUUGCGCAAGUACAAAGCAUCGCUGCUCCAUACGCACGGCCACAUCCCACCCCUCUACAUUGUCCGCGCAGAUAUCAGCGCCGCAUUUGAUUCCCUCGACCAUGCCAGCCUCCUGCGUCUGGUGCGCGCGAUGCUGUCUCAGCAGCAAGAGUAUGUAGUGCAGCGCUACGCGCAGCUCAAACUCGGGAUUGGGCGUGUGACGCGGAGCAGCGUGCGCCGCGCGACGCUCGACGCCGAGUACCCCACCUUUCUCUCGACCAAGCCCAACGCACGGCAUGCUGUAUUGGUCGACCAUGUUGCGUAUGCACUGGUCGAUGCCACGCAGGUCCUACAGCAGAUCGAGUCGCACAUUACCCGGAGUCUGGUGCGGUUCAAUGGAACGGUGUACCGCCAGCGCCGUGGAAUCCCACAGGGCUCCAUCCUCUCUACAGCCUUGUGCAAUAUGCUUCUUGCAGACGUUGAGCGACGCUACAUGAAGGAUGUGGAAGGGUGUUUGAUGCGCUACACGGAUGAUUUCUUGCUGCUCACAACCUCCCGCGCAUCCGCACUCCACUUCUGCACAGCGCUCCACGAAGGCUUCCCCAAGCACGGCUGCUUUAUCGCGCGCGAAAAGACGCUCGUGAAUUUCGAUGUGGUCUGCGGCGGCGCGCGCUUUGCGCGAAUCGGGACGGAUGCGCCUGUCCCGUGGUGCGGCUACGAAAUCCAUCCCCGCACCUUGGCCGUCACCGCCGACCGCGCACGCUAUCCGCACCAUUUGGCCGAUACCAUCACCGUACAUACAGGCACGCGACCGGGCGAGGCACUUGUGUACCGCUUGCUGCACGCCAUGCGCGCGCGGAUUCAUAUCUUGUACAUGGACACGGAUCUGAACACCGUGCAGGGCAUGCAUGCCAACGUGCUCGAAGGCUUUGCGCUCGCCGCGGCAAAAUUGCACGCCUACUGCCGCGCGAUGCGCCCCCGAAUCGUUUUGCCGCGGCUGCUUUUGCGUGCGAUUCGCCAUGCAGUGCGCAUGACAUACCCAAUGAUGACGGCGAGGGCAAAGCUCGCCACGACACUGCACAAAGAAACAACGUGCACGCUUCACCGCGCGUCCAUAGAAUGGCUCGGCUUUUUUGCCUUUGGCGCGUUUUUCGGCGCGCGCCAGGGGUACGAGCCGCUUGCGGCUGCACUGCAGCGUCUGUGGGGCGUUGGGCGCUUUGUGCAUGGCCAAAGUAUGCAGCUAGCGUAG